Messenger RNA from Malaya genurostris, 2197 nucleotides. RefSeq lists its product as uncharacterized. NCBI's taxonomy places the organism in Eukaryota, Metazoa, Arthropoda, Insecta, Diptera, Culicidae. The record is from RefSeq and is a predicted model, not a curated record. Bases 140 to 1780 code for a protein of 546 amino acids. Gene Ontology annotation, molecular function: protein binding. The transcript has a single exon.
CCUGCUUUCCGCACCUUCGCAGUUUGUCAACACAUUCACUUUAGACGUCGCUCAGAUGGAAGUAAAUAAACUUGCAUCGUUUUAAUCUGUUAAAAUAUUUUUUGUGUGUCAAAUUCUGUGUAUCAAAUUUUAAUCUAAUAUGGACUGGACGUUACUACCGUUGGAUCCAUUAGAGACUAUAUUUAGCCAACUAGAGUUUAAAGAUCACAUCGCCUGUUCGUUGGUUUGCCGCAGAUGGAACGAGGCCAUCUUUACCUGUCCAACAUUGGCUCGGAGUAUUGUGUUCAGCAUCGGACCAACAUGUACCAGUGAACUUCGAAGUGUCGUUCGAGCAAGCAAUCGGAACUAUCGACAGAUAACAAUUGUACUCAAUCGUAGCUCAAAUGCAAAGUUAUUUGAACUCAUUGAAGAAAUCGCUGUACGUUGGAAUGUGAAGGUUGUAUCAUUGGUGGGAGAUCCACCGACCGUGCUGAAUUGUAUAAGAUCAAAUGCAGAUUUAUUCAACUCGAUUACAGAGCUGAAUCUGGAAUUCACUAUGGAUUAUGCAUGGCCUGUGAUUCCAAAUCAGGAAAUUCACUUCAGGAAUCUGAAAAAAAUGAACUAUCUUCAGGUCUAUAUAGGUACCAGUAAUAUAGAAAUGUUAUUUCGAUUGGUAGUUCCAAAUCUAGAGGAAGUAACCAUAGCACUCGAUUCAUUAGCUAACGAAGAAGCUAUGUACUGGGCAGAUCCGCUAAUUGAACUGUUAGGGUGCGACAAUUUGAAAUCAUUGGAAGUAGAUUUGAACUGCACAAUGUGGGAGAACUUUUUCGCUAUCGAACGACCUACACUGGAACGAUUGGUGAUACGUCGAGCUAGUGACGAAUUCCAGGAACGCGACUGGAAUUUGCUUUUCCGGAAUAUGCCGAACCUGCGUCACGUCGAGUUUGUAUUUUCAACCGAUAUCAUGCUCACCAGUUUAACCAGAAAUUGCAAGAAAGUGGACCGACUGAUAUUGAAUGGUUUCUGUCUGCACGAUGGAUCAUUUGCCAACAACAUGAGUCAACUGUCACUGAAACAAGUCCACAUGGAUGGCUGGUUGAAUGGGGCACUCUUUUCCUACAAUUCGCCGCUUGAUCUUAUCCAUUUGCAAACACUUACCUGGAAGUAUGUAGAAUUAGCACCUGUGCAAGGCAGUUUCACACUGGUAACACCGGAGCUUCGACGAUUGACACUGCGCGGUUGUGAUUACAAGAGAUUAUUCCUGGAUGUUGGCAAUUGCCUUGAAUUCAUUGAUAUGGAUUACUACGAGGAACAGGUUUUGACACCCAAUUUUUUCGUUUCCCUAGAAAAUCUACAGCACCUCAUCUUACACAUCAAUAGUAGCUCUUCGAAGCUUGUUCGCAAUAUGUGCCACCUGCCUAAUCUGAAACAACUGGAAUUAGUAUGUUCCACUGAACGGCAUGGUUACGACUGUAACGCCCUGUUCAGCAGUGUCUGUGCCCACUGCCCAGAACUGGAAGAACUCUGUAUACGCAACGAACAUGAGAAUUAUCUCAGUAUAGGUUAUAGAUACUUCGUACAGAUUCUUAAACUGUUCAAAUUGCGGAUCUUAACCUUGCAGUACGUCACCCUGUACAAUGUUUUGGGAGAGAUUCCGAUGGAACAUUUGGUUCGACUGAAUGUUUGGGGUUGCAUAGUUAUUGCGGACAGCCCGAUUAAAAAAUUUCCCAUCGGUACUCAUGACUCGAGCGUCCAGGCUGCGGAUUGUAGUUUCACUUGGCAAGAUAAAGGAAAAUGGUAGGACGCCGAUCCCCCAAAUGUACCAAACGUGCCCACAUGUGGAUUUUAUUUUAUGAACCGUAGAUAUAAGUACGUGUAGAAGUGUAUAUGUUGUAAUUAAGUGAUUAGAUUAGUGUUUUUGUUUUGUGUAUGUGUUUAGUACGAGAGUACUAUAAUUUUAGCGAACAUCACAAUAUCGUAGUUUAUGACUAUCUGUUUAAAAGCAUACACAUUAUUUUUGAAUCCUUUUUAUUUACUCAUGAUCAUUUUAUCAGUAUUUAGUUUUAUUGAAUACGUUGCAUGUGAUUUUUAAUAAACAAUUUUAUCAAACCCAAUGACUUGAAUCUGAUCGUUCGAAUGAACAAAAACAUCACAUAAUCCUCCUCAAUAUUUUUUUCUCGGGUCUAUUAUGAAGUAUCAACCUUCAAGGCAAACCUUG